GUCAUCGUCUGGAAUCUGAAGCUUCCUCCAGCAUCUGAGUCAGACUGAGAGGACAGCAGAACUGCUGGAUGUGCUCUGCUGCCAGUGGGACCUCUGCAGUUCCCCCUCCUCAGUGCCAGCUAUGAGUUCCUGCAACUUCACACAUGCCACCUUUGUACUUAUUGGUAUCCCAGGACUAGAGGAAGCCCAUUUCUGGUUCGGCUUCCCCCUGCUUUCAAUGUACGCCGUGGCCUUGUUUGGAAACUGCAUCAUAGUCUUUAUUGUAAGAACAGAGCGCAGACUGCAUGCUCCCAUGUACCUCUUUCUCUGCAUGCUGGCAGCCAUUGACCUGGCCUUGUCCACAUCCACCAUGCCCAAGAUCCUUGCCCUCUUCUGGUUUGACUCCCGGGAGAUUUCUUUUGAUGCCUGCCUUGUCCAGAUGUUCUUCAUUCAUGCUCUCUCAGCCAUUGAAUCCACCAUCCUACUGGCCAUGGCCUUUGACCGUUAUGUGGCCAUCUGUCACCCACUGCGCCAUGCUGCAGUGCUCAAUAAUACAGUAACAGCCCAGAUUGGCAUGGUGGCUGUGAUCCGCGGAUCCCUCUUCUUUUUCCCACUGCCACUACUCAUCAAGCGGCUGGGCUUCUGCCACUCCAAUGUGCUCUCACACUCCUACUGUGUGCACCAGGAUAUGAUGAAGUUGGCCUAUGCAGACACAUUGCCCAAUAUGGUCUACGGUCUUACUGCCAUUCUCCUGGUCAUGGGCGUGGAUGUCAUGUUCAUCUCCUUGUCCUACUUUCUGAUUAUACGAACAGUUCUGCAACUGCCGUCCAAGUCAGAAAGGGCCAAAGCCUUUGGGACCUGUGUAUCACACAUUGGUGUGGUCCUGGCCUUCUAUGUGCCACUCAUCGGCCUCUCGGUGGUGCACCGCUUUGGAAACAGCCUUGAUCCCAUCGUGCAUGUUCUCAUGGGGGAUGUCUACCUGCUGCUGCCUCCUGUAAUCAAUCCCAUCAUCUAUGGUGCCAAGACCAAGCAGAUCAGAACACGGGUGCUGGCUAUGCUCAAGAUCAGUUGUGACAAGGACAUUCAAGCUGUGGAACAUAGGUGACCCUUGCCAUCCUAAUUCCCCUUAUCCUUACUGGUUUAAUAUAAUUAUUUCAUAACACUAAUUUAAUUCUAGUUGCCUGUAAACAUAUCAGUGCUUUUCUCCAGCUGGAAUAGUAAACUACAGUCUAGUCGCUUCAUGGAAUAAUAAGUAGGAUAAUCCAUAUUAAUGGAAUAUUAUCUGGUUAAAAGACUAUAAAAAUGAAACAUUAUAAUAUUAACUAAAAUAAUAAGGAUAUUUGAUUGAAACUAGGUUGAAAAACAGCCUAUGCCUUGGAGGAAAUGUAUACAAAUGAUUGAUGAUUUAGUUUUAUUCCUGCUUUUUAAACUUUUUGUCAUGUAGUUAUUGUUUAGUUGACAUGUACAGUUUUUUUUUUUUUUAAUGGGGGAAAUUAAACUGACAAUUUAUGGAAGCCAGGGCUUGCCACAGUCCCCACUGUUGGUUUAUAAUGUACUACCUGGGAAUUUAUCCAAGCCCUUAAUAAUAGUGUUUAUGCACUUAUCUUGUGUUCUUACAAUGUUCCAGUCACUAUGAUAAGUGCUUUAUAGCUUUUUUGUCAUCCUCACAGCUUUAUGGGGUUGGUACCAUUUUUGUCUACUCAUUACAGGUGAUAGAAAUGAAGCUUAUAAUAGCAAAGUGACUUAACUAAUCACGUAGCUUUUGUGUGCUGUGCCAAGGUUUGAAAUUAAAUUUGAUAAUUGAAUCCAGUUACUUAACUGCCAUUUAUAUUGCUUCCUGUUUAACAUCUGCCAUUUAUUUCCUCUGCCUAUGCAAACCCUGUUUUCUCUCUGCUAUGUACUAAGAUGGUUAUCUUUGUUUUUUGUGCCUGAGAGAUAACCCUGUCCUGGUUGAGGGUGACAGAACCAGGUUAGUUCACGCUUCAUGUUUAGUAGCCAUGAUCUGAUAGCUUACUUUUUUCCAGGCUAAAGGAGAAUGGUUUUGUCUAUUUGUCUCAUUCAUAUCUUAUAUCUCUUGGAUCAUGUCUUCCCUUUUUUAGUGUGUCCUGUAUCUGUCCAAUAUUUUAAAUGAUACUGAGUUUUAAUAUAGGUGUCAGAAAAUAAUUUAAAUUUUGUUAUGCUUGAUACUUUAUUUUUAUAGAAUCCUAUAAAUUAAUAUUUGGAAAUAUGUGAGAGUCUCCAGUCUUUUCCAUCAGUACAAGGGUCCCUGACAUGUAUUGUUUGCAGAACUGUAAAGAUGUUAAAUGCAUUUUAUUUCAAGGUAGAAUAUUCUCAUUGUAUGGAUUAGAAACUCUAAUGAGUAGUUGAAACUGGAAUGAAUACAAUUGCUAGGCCUAUGUGAGCUUGGGAAGUUACAGAGUUUCAGUUUGAGAUGUUAAAAAGCUCUGGAAAUGGAUAGUGGUGAUGGUUGCAAAGCAGUGUUAAUAUACUUGAUGCUAUUGAAUUGUAUGCUCAAUUACUUAA
Messenger RNA from Marmota monax (woodchuck), 2502 nucleotides. RefSeq names its product olfactory receptor 51E2. The record is from RefSeq and is a predicted model, not a curated record. NCBI's taxonomy places the organism in Eukaryota, Metazoa, Chordata, Mammalia, Rodentia, Sciuridae. Gene Ontology annotation, biological process: G protein-coupled receptor signaling pathway. Gene Ontology annotation, molecular function: olfactory receptor activity; G protein-coupled receptor activity. The transcript is spliced from 2 exons. The coding region runs from base 122 to 1084 and encodes 320 amino acids. Gene Ontology annotation, cellular component: membrane.